AUGACACCCCUGCUCACGGUGCUCCUGGUGGUUCUGGUGGGCCUGCCUGUGGCCCAGGCUCUGGAGUGCCAUGUGUGUGCCUACAAUGGAGACAACUGCUUCAAACCCAUGCGCUGCCCAGCCAUGGCCACCUACUGCAUGACCACACGUACUUACUUCACCCCAUACCGGAUGAAAGUGAGGAAGUCGUGUGUACCUAGCUGCUUUGAGACCGUGUACGACGGCUACUCCAAGCAUGCAUCUGCCACCUCCUGUUGCCAGUACUACCUCUGCAAUGGGGCUGGCUUUGCUACCCCAGUGAUGUUGGCCCUGGUCCCCGUACUCCUGGCCACCUUCUGGAGCUUGCUGUAA
Messenger RNA from Cricetulus griseus (Chinese hamster), 351 nucleotides. The record is from RefSeq and is a predicted model, not a curated record. NCBI's taxonomy places the organism in Eukaryota, Metazoa, Chordata, Mammalia, Rodentia, Cricetidae.